AUGCUACAUGUGAGGCAUCCCACGCUCUUCGAGCUGGAUCGUGUCAUUGAGGCCAACAACAGCCAGAAACGACGCCAGCCAGUGUGCCUCAUGACUAAGUCUGAACGCUUUCCACCGAUGACGAAAAGGCCCAAAGACUUGUCUCCUGGGCAGUACAAGACGGACUGA
Messenger RNA from Durusdinium trenchii, 168 nucleotides. The record is from the annotation of a GenBank genome assembly. NCBI's taxonomy places the organism in Eukaryota, Dinophyceae, Suessiales, Symbiodiniaceae.